CUGUGCUACCUGGCUAGCAUCAAACAUCAGACGAACAAAGUUAGUGACUAUCUGCUGAACAUAGUGGAGCAUUUAUUAGCAAAACAGCCUGAUUAUUCGAAGGAGUUGGUGGAGACCAAAAACUCCUAAAUCGCUAAAUUGGUUAUGGGAAUGUGUAUUGGGGUGGGGGUGGGGGGUUCAACAGGGGCCCACAGCUUAUUUUUUUGGCCGUCCCUGUCUUUGUCACAACAUUUCUUUGACUUUGUUUUUUCCUGUAAAAGUACUUUUUAUCUCUCUAAAAAACCUAUCUGAGAAGUAAAUUCACUCAUUAGUUGGGAGCAAUGGUAUAGGGUUAUUUUAUUGUGUUGUAUGUAUUUUAAACAGCAACAGUAGCUUUGUAUUGUGUGUAUUUAAAGACAUUAACUUCAUUUGAUAGUAGACACCUUAGAAAUGUAUUUGAUGUUCCCAGGUGUCACUGUCGUGCGUCACCAAGAAACCCUCUCAUCUGUGACUCAUUUGAAAGAAUCAUUUGUCCGAUGUCUGAAAUUGAAGUCUACCAAUCAGUCUGCAUGUUAGUUUUCAAUGUCGCUUGCCUGACAGCCCAUGUAACUGUACGUGUUGUUUUGUUGUGUGGAAAGUCCCGUGUCUGUGCUUUUGCUCAUCUCCUGUCGCAUGUAUGUGGUUCCUCCUCAGUUUCUGCACAGAGACUUCUGCGUUUGUCCCACCGUCCACAGGAUGCAUAUGAAUAGCUUAUUAAAUCAAUGGACGGACAUCUCCAGGAUGUGUGAUGUGGACGUGUCCCCGGACCCCACCAGUCCCACCCUGUACGGUGAGUCCUCGGACAAGUACUACCAUGUGGACCGCUGGCAGAAGCUCCGCACUGCUGUCCGCAAGCUGGAGUUCUGGGAGAACUUCACCGCCGAGCUGAUCGGGAGUGGCUUCUUCUCCAAAGUCUACAAGGUGAUUCACAGCACCAGUCGCAAGGUGACGGUGGUGAAGAUCUACAAAAACGACGUGGACCAAGACAGCAUCGUACGGGAGAUCAGCCUGCUGCAGAAACUCUCCCACCCCAACAUCGUCAGAUAUCUGGGAAUCUGUGUCAAAGAAGACAAACUUUAUCCAAUCUUAGAGUAUGUGAAUGGUGGCUGUCUGGAGGAGCUUCUGGUCAGGAAAGAUGUUCCCCUGUGCUGGAGAGAGAAAGUGGACCUGGCCUGCGAUAUAAGCAGAGGAAUGAUCUACCUGCACUACAAGAACAUUUACCACAGAGACCUCAACUCCAAGAACUGUCUGAUCAGGGUGACAUCUCGGGGUCGGGAGGCUGUGGUCACUGACUUCGGCCUGGCCAGGGAAGUGGUGGAGCUGCCGGUCAAAGACCCCGGCAGGAAGCUGUCACUGGUGGGCUCGGCCUUCUGGAUGGCCCCUGAGAUGCUCCGAGGAGAGCCGUAUGACCGCAAAGUGGAUGUUUUCUCCUUCGGCAUCGUACUCUGUGAGAUCCUGGCCCGGAUCCCUGCCGACCCAGAGAUACUACCCAGGACACAGGACUAUGGGCUGGAUGUGGAUUUGUUCAGGGAGCUGGUGAAUGACUGUCCUCAGCGUCUCCUGGAGUUAGCAGCCAGCUGCUGUAUGGUGGAGUCCUUCAGACGGCCGGCGUUCACAGAGCUGCUGGACGAGUUGGGAGAAGUCGGCGAGAGUCUGGAGCCGCCAUCAAAAUCCGAAGAGACUGCAAGCUGAGUCGUCUGCCCCGGAAAACCCUUCCACCCAUCCAUAGUGUCCGGGAGUAUUUGGUCUCUGUCUGGGACUAGAAGCUAGACUUGGACCCCGAAGCCCUCGUUGCAUCAAUCUCCUCUCCUUACUGCACCCACACACGAGACCACGGCUGAACUCGUCUCAACCGAGGCGGUGCAGUUAUGCUAGAUGUGUUUUUUGGAGGGUAGUGGAAAGUCUCCUGGCUUCUCGUGGACUCUUUGCUUUGACGUUUUGUGUACAGAUGAUUCAUAGUUUGACUCACAGGAUGGAAUGUACAGUAUGUUUUGUUUUUUUUGUCUUAUCCUCUCUUCCUUCUGUUCUGUGUGUCAGGUUUGUUUGUCACCGAUGAUCAAAUCUGUCAAUGUGCUUUCUGCCUCUUCUAUCUGCUCUUAAACAAACCGGUGGACAUCGCUUCAUAAAAGAUGGGACGCAUGAAAUACACGAGGAGGUUUAAAGUUGUCUCUGUAUACUUUGAGGAGUUGAACAGAAACUGAAAUUUACAGAAACAGUUGAGGUUCACAAUAUAUGCUCACGCUCAUAUUUCAUGGUCUCAUCUCAAGUUAUUUAUCAUAUAUACUAUUAUUAUCAUGUAUAAUUGCAGUUAUAUUUGUCUGGAAUGACACUGAAAACCCACCUGAAACAUAUCAGUUUUUCAGGAACGAAGAAAACAAACCCUAACCCUUUAUUUAGAGUAAUGACUAUGCAUGUUGGAGUUAUUAAAGAACUAUACACAUCUCAACAAUGAAAUCAUAAAAAAAGUGGUCGUUUCAACAGUGAUGUGCACAAAUGAAUGUCCUCAUCUCUAUUUUGUCAUUGUUACUUUGAACUGAUCAUGUGCAUGUAAACAUUUUAAGCUUCUUUUCUUUUGUUCCCAACUUUUUAAAUUCUGGCACCUUUCUUGGGAUUUAAAGGGUCCACAUUCCUUUGAGUUUACCAGUAUUUAUUAUUUUACGUUUUGUGUCGUGUCUCUGAUUUUCUUUCAGGCAGCUGCAAUGCAAAAUUAACUUUCACAAAAGCUACAUUUGGUUUCUAUCUUAUUGAAUUCAUUCCAAAAUUUGAGUUAGUUCUCAAAAUUCAGAGAUACAGUUUUAGGUGUAUUGCACAUAAAUAAAUAAAUAUGAUAAAACAGUGAAUAAAUAUAAAAGCAACAACAUUGAAAUACGGGUGAAACACAGACGUCCCAGCAGGCUUUUACAUACAGAAACAAAACUCACCGAUGAGAAAAAAUACAAAUAACCUAGAACUUAAUUUAAGGUAUUUCAUCUUCUCAGAGUGUAUACAUAUUCAUCUGCAUUCAGAAGUCACUGUUUCACUUUUCACAUUCCGUCACUGAAAACUAAUGGAACCUUUUUCAGUUAACCUCCUUAAAUAAAAAUGAAGUUUCAGUCCCAUUUCAUAGAA
This is a messenger RNA of Anarrhichthys ocellatus (wolf-eel), 3126 nucleotides long. Its product is annotated as dual specificity testis-specific protein kinase 1. Bases 652 to 1710 code for a protein of 352 amino acids. Gene Ontology annotation, molecular function: ATP binding; protein serine/threonine kinase activity. NCBI's taxonomy places the organism in Eukaryota, Metazoa, Chordata, Actinopteri, Perciformes, Anarhichadidae. The transcript is spliced from 9 exons. Gene Ontology annotation, biological process: actin cytoskeleton organization; protein phosphorylation. The record is from RefSeq and is a predicted model, not a curated record. Gene Ontology annotation, cellular component: cytoplasm; nucleus.